GGGGUAAUAGAGGCGAUGGACAUGCCAGAGGAUGAGUCGUUGUUAAAGAACCGGACUGAACACGGGCCGGAGCUGAGUCAGGAGGCAGCGCGUCCUGCAUGGGCAGUCACGGCGCUGGCCAGUGUUCUGAUCUUCACCACUGUGGUGGAUGUGCUGGGGAACCUGCUGGUCAUUGUGUCCGUGCUUAGAAACCGUAAACUCCGAAAUGCGGGAAAUGUCUUUGUGGUGAGCCUGGCCUUUGCUGACUUGGUAGUUGCAUUCUACCCCUACCCUCUGGUGUUGUACGCUCUCUUUCAUGAUGGCUGGUCACUGGGUGAGACCCAGUGCAAGGUAAGUGGCUUCCUGAUGGGCUUGAGCGUCAUUGGCUCCAUCUUCAACAUCACAGGCAUCGCCAUCAAUCGUUACUGUUACAUUUGCCACAGCUUCAGCUACGACAAGCUGUACAGCUACCGCAACACGCUGCUGUUGGUCUCACUCAUCUGGCUCCUGACAGUGGUAGCUAUCGUGCCCAACUUCUUUGUUGGCUCGCUGCAGUAUGACCCACGUGUGUACUCAUGCACAUUUGCACAGACAGUCAGCACGUCCUACACCAUCACAGUGGUGGUCAUCCAUUUCUUCGUGCCCAUUGCUGUUGUCACCUUUUGCUACUUGCGCAUCUGGAUCCUAGUUAUCCAAGUGCGGCGGAGAGUAAAGUCAGAGGUGCGCCCUCGCAUCAAGCCCAGUGACCUGAGGAACUUUAUUACCAUGUUUGUGGUGUUCGUGCUGUUUGCCAUUUGUUGGGCACCACUCAAUUUUAUUGGGCUAGCUGUUGCGAUCAAUCCUGAAGCAGUGGUACCUCGCAUCCCAGAAUGGCUAUUUGUGGUUAGCUACUUCAUGGCUUACUUCAACAGCUGUCUUAAUGCUAUCAUCUAUGGCCUGCUGAACCAAAACUUCCGCAGGGAGUACAAGCGAAUCAUCAUGUCUGUGUGGAUGCCUCACCUCUUCUUCCAGGAGACGUCACGGGGGGGUACUGAGGGUAUGAAGAGUAAACCCUCACCAGGACUCAAUAACAAUGAGCAAGUGAAAGGAGAAACUCUGUGA
Scomber japonicus (chub mackerel) is the source of this 1080-nucleotide messenger RNA. RefSeq names its product melatonin receptor type 1B-B-like. The record is from RefSeq and is a predicted model, not a curated record. Gene Ontology annotation, biological process: G protein-coupled receptor signaling pathway. The coding region runs from base 16 to 1080 and encodes 354 amino acids. Gene Ontology annotation, cellular component: membrane. Gene Ontology annotation, molecular function: melatonin receptor activity. The transcript is spliced from 3 exons. Lineage: Eukaryota; Metazoa; Chordata; Actinopteri; Scombriformes; Scombridae.